Molecule: messenger RNA, 1829 nt
Organism: Nicrophorus vespilloides
Lineage: Eukaryota; Metazoa; Arthropoda; Insecta; Coleoptera; Silphidae
Product: nucleoporin NDC1-like
Exons: 2
Coding region: 108-1763 (551 amino acids)
Biological process (GO): nuclear pore organization
Cellular component (GO): nuclear pore transmembrane ring
Molecular function (GO): protein-macromolecule adaptor activity
Source: RefSeq, a predicted model, not a curated record
UAGAAAUUUUAAAGUUUUAACUGCUUAAAGUGAGAUUUUUUUCUGCAGCUGUGCUUUGCAAACAAGAAUAUAUAAAUUAAGUUGCAACUUUAGUAUAUGGAGGCAAAAUGCAGCCUAACCUAGUGAAUACCAGUUCCAUACACUACAAAAAUAUUUUACUGAGGAAGUUAUCUUGUGCAGUGAUCAGCAGUGUUCUAUCUCAGUUUAUAAUAUUGAUACUUUACAUAUUCUGCCUACAACUCAAUAUCUUUUCCCCACUGGAUGCUGUUUACAAUGUCUUCAAUACAUUCGCAACAUUCACCACAUGGCUCUACAUAGUCCCAUUCUCAAUCAUAAUUUUUGCACAAAGUUUAAUAUGUGCAAAGGAUUAUAUUGUCCAUACAAAAUACUGCUCAACAAGAUUCCAAAAAGCAAAGCAAAUGUUCUCUGUGCAUAAUUUGUUCCUACUUGUAUUGCAUGUAAUUGUUGGGUUUGUAUGUGUGUGGUUAUUCUCAGCAUUCCGCUCAAAAGAUGAAGAUGACACCUGCAAUGGGAAACUGAAUUGCAUGUCACAAAACAGUUUCUACUUCUAUUUACUCGGAGCAUGGACUGGUUGUUAUUACUUCUUGAGCAUUUACACAUCCGAAAAGAAAAUAAUGUUCCCAGUGGCACAGCAGAAGAAAUGGUUACAGUUCAAAGCUAACUUUACACAAAUAUUGAAGACAAGCAAUAAUUCAGCCAUGUAUCCUAUAAUUUACUUUGUCAUUUUCUAUUUCUUUUUGGGAAAGAAAAUGGAAAUGGCGUUUAGCUCCACCUUGAUGAUAUCAAUUGAAAAGACUGAAGGAAACAUGUACAUUUAUAUGUUUACAUGGGUUUUUGGAACUAUGAUUUUCUUCUAUUUGAAUCUCAUGACGUUUUUCUACGAGAUGUUUUUAACGGAGCCAUUGCAUUUUAACAUCGUGCCAAUGAACCCUGAAGAUUUCACCCUCGGAGAUGGCAUUUCCGCCAACGUGCCUAUCGUUCAACAUUUAGCUUGUUACGACUUGUUCGUCGUCUCCGGUUUACGCAAAGAACGUAGAGAAGUGCUGUUCACUCUAUCACAACCCGGCGGACAUCCGCACAACUGGAACAAUUUAAUCGAAAAGCUGUUGAAGAUACUGCGAGAUUACACGGAGCUCCUGAAUAAAUCCACAAGUUCUAUUUUGGUUCCCAAAAAUCAACAUGUGAACGAGCAUAUGUUACACAAUAAAACUAUUAAUUUCGAAAAGUUGAGGAACAUGGCGCAGCCCAGCGAGUUUACCGUUCAGAAUGUAACUGUCGAAAAUAAGAUGGAGAAUUUUAGGGAAUAUGUGCACAAGAAAAUGGAUAUCCUUAAGGAGAAGUUGGGUAUCAAUUUCAUCUUCGGCGAAUUACCGGAAGCCAGUAUUCAAAAGUGUCUGGGCGAUGGUCAAGUUAUAAUGUGGAUUACACAGAGCUUGUCUAGUCUGAGCGUUGCUUCCUUGAAGGAAGACAAGUAUGGAAUCGUGCUGAAAGAUUUGCCGGUCAUUAUUAGUUGCUUGGUUGAGCUGAAGCAAAGCAUGGAGAAGUUGAAUCGCGUCCCAGCAUUGAACCGCAAAGGUCCUGGCAUGGAUGAUUUCAAUUACAGGAUGAAAUUGGGCGUGACGAGCGCGGUACGACGAAGCUUAUAUAAUAUUUGCUUCCACUUCGGGCCGUACUUGAAGGAUCUGAACUUGAAAAAGGAGAUCCUUGUUCAACUCAACGGAUUCGUGCAACCCAAGUGCUGAGAAUAACUGUUGUGAAUAAGUGGUUAUUAAAUUAUUGUUAUUAUUAUUAUGUAUGUGUGACUAAUA